Entrophospora candida is the source of this 2010-nucleotide messenger RNA. NCBI's taxonomy places the organism in Eukaryota, Fungi, Glomeromycota, Glomeromycetes, Entrophosporales, Entrophosporaceae. The record is from the annotation of a GenBank genome assembly.
AUGAAAAUUAUAAUUAAAGGUGGUAUUUGGAAGAAUACUGAAGAUGAAAUUUUAAAGGCAGCUGUUAGUAAAUAUGGAAAAAAUCAGUGGGCGCGAAUUUCAUCUCUAUUAGUCAGAAAGUCGCCUAAACAGUGUAAAGCAAGGUGGUACGAAUGGUUGGAUCCAAGCAUUAAAAAGACUGAAUGGUCAAAGGAAGAAGAUGAAAAACUUCUUCAUCUUGCCAAGUUAAUGCCUACACAAUGGCGUACCAUCGCGCCAAUUGUUGGAAGAACCCCAGCACAAUGUCUUGAAAGAUAUGCGAAAUUACUCGAUGAAGCUGAAGCAAAAGAAAGAAAAGGUUCAUCAACUGAUGCUGGUCCAAGUGCAGAUGAUGUUAGAAAAUUAAGACCAGGUGAAAUCGAUCCAGAUCCAGAAACUAAACCUGCAAGACCAGAUCCUAUUGAUAUGGACGAGGAUGAAAAGGAAAUGUUAUCUGAAGCACGUGCUAGACUUGCGAAUACUCAAGGAAAGAAAGCCAAGCGUAAAGCUCGUGAAAAGCAACUUGAAGAGGCAAGGCGUUUGGCAACGAUGCAAAAAAGACGUGAAUUAAAGGCAGCUGGUAUUGAUUUAAAGAUAAAGAAAAAGAAAAAAGGAAUGGAUUAUAAUGCUGAUAUUCCAUUUGAAAAAAGACCAGCAAUGGGUUUUUACGAUACUACAGAAGAAAAAGAUCGUAGGCUAGAAUCUGGUCUUAUAAAUGUUCAUCUUCAUAAACUUGAGGGAAAAAGAGGUCUUGAGGAUCAAGAAGAAUCAAACAAGAAAAAGUUCAAGAAUCAUAAAAAUGAAGAUGGAAAAGCAAUAAGUUUUGUCCCUGCUCGUAAUUCACAAUUAAACAAAUUAAAACAAGCUGAACAAAUUAGUAGGAGAAGAAAACUUGUACUUCCAUCUCCUCAAGUUGGUGAUAAUGAAUUAGAAGAAAUUGUAAAAAUUGGAUUUGCUGGUGAAAACACCAAAGCCAUUGUGGGAGAAACUGGUAACUCUACUACACUUGCUGGUUAUACGCCAAGCGCUUCUAGCCUACCAUUAAGGACGCCAAGAGCUAUUUCUGGAAUGACCCAAACUCCUAAAACACCUGCAACUAUUUUUUCAAAGACUCCAAGAACUCCUGCUAUCACUGAUCCUGCAGCUUUUAAACGAUUAAAGGCUGGAUUGUUAGGCUUGCCCGCUCCAAAAAAUGAUUUUGAAAUUGUUUGGCCUAAUGCCAAAGAUCAUGAAAGUUCAGGUGAGGACGAUGAUAAAAUGGAUACACUUGACGCCAGUGAUAGAGAAAAAUUACUUAAAGCUCAACUUGAAGAACAAGAGCAAGCUAAUAUGAGUCAAAUAAAGAGAAGGAUUAAAUUCAACUUGCCAGAGCCUACAGAAUCUAUCUUUGAUCAACUUUUAGUUGGUGAAUCUUCUGAAAUUGAUAAAUUGAUUUCUCAAGAAAUUAUACAUAUAGUGAACAAAGAUGGUUUUGGAAAUAAACAUCUUGAAAAGAACUAUCAGGAAUCAACGUUAUUUACAGAUGAAGAAUUACAAGAAGUGAUGUCGUCUGAGGAGUAUAAAUCAAUAUUAGAAGAGCUGGAUAAUAUUCCCAAACCUCCAGAAAAUCUUGCGGAUUUAUCGUUUGAUUAUAAAGAAGAGUAUGAUAAUGAUAUCAAGACAUUGAAAACCCAAUUCUUGGCACAGAAAGAUAAUAUGACUAAAGAUGCAUCAAAAGCAACGAAAAUCGAGAAAAGGCUAGGUAUCAUUCUGGGUGGAUAUAUUGGUCGCUCUCAAAAUUUGAAACAGAAAAUUUUAGAAUUAUCCAACGACAUUAAUGAAGCAAUUAUUCAACACAGCUCGUUUGAAUUAUUGAGAGGGCAGGAAAAGAUUGCUGCUGAACAGAGAGUAAAGGCAAUUAAAUCAGAUGUUGACAAACUUGCUCGUCGUAAAGCAGAGUUGCAAAGUAUGGAUAUUCGAUUGAUCGAUGAGAUUUUGCUCGAAGGCGGAUAA